Molecule: messenger RNA, 2278 nt
Organism: Falco peregrinus (peregrine falcon)
Lineage: Eukaryota; Metazoa; Chordata; Aves; Falconiformes; Falconidae
Exons: 17
Coding region: 669-2048 (459 amino acids)
Molecular function (GO): protein binding
Source: RefSeq, a predicted model, not a curated record
CCGGGAUUCCGCACGGCCCUCGGGCUCCGCAUCACCCCGCCGGCGGCCGGACUGGAACUUUCGGCACUUUGGGACCGAGCUGGGGGGGCCCUCCCGGUGCGGACAGCCCCCUCCCGGUGCGGGCAGCCCCCUCCCGCGGCCUGGGAAACGCUGCUCGUGCGCGUGCACCCCUAUAGGCAGGGCGACAGCCGCACCUACACACGCCCGUGUGUACCUAUGGCGGUGCCGGCACCGGGGGCUUUCCAACACACGUACCUGCCCCCCCGCCCCCCCUGUGCUGGGGUAAGUGUCGACACACGCGCACACACGUGCACCGCCGACUCUUACAUAGGCCACAUAUAUGCCAAGACAUAUAUUUUGUGUACGUGUAUCUGUGCGUGUCUGUCACACCUAUAUACAUCAGCGGCUGUCAAUGCUUUUGAUACACGUAGAGGUUUGUAUGUAUAGUUGUGUGUGUGCCGGUGUGCUGUAAGUGUGCGGGGUAGGGGUGUCGCUGUGUCGGGGUGUCGGUCGGUCCGUGCCUGGCCGGCCCCGCAGGGGUGGGGGGUGUGAGCCGGGGUCCCCCCCGCGGGGCCGGGCUACUCCGCUCCCGGGGCGGGGCCGUUCCGGUUCCCGGUUCCCGCCCGGAGCCGCUCGCAGGACCUCCCGGGCGGGGGCAGGACGAGCCCAUGGCCAGGAAGGAGCCGCUGCUGAGCGCCCUUAAAGGCGGGGUGCUGCGGCUGCGGGAGGGCGGGGGGCCCUGCACCGACACCUCGCCGCACCUCGCCUCCCUCUGCCAGCUGCUGGAGAGCAUCCUGCGCAAGGGGCUCCAACAGCCAGCCUGGGGCUUCAGGAGACGGGAUUACUGGCACUGGCUGGAGCAGCUUCCCACAGGAACCAGCGGCGGCAGGCCGACCCCUCUCUCCGCCAGCAUCCAGCAAGUGGGCAACUGCCAGGGGGUGCGGACGGCGCAGGGUCGCGGGCGGCACUUUCUGCGCUUGGCCCUGCAGAGGAAGGUGCUGGCGGCGGCCGUACAGCAGCUGGCGCAGACCCCCCGGCUCCUGGAGUUUUACGAUCCGGUGAGCUCCAUCCUGGGCAAUGAAGACCUUCUGGAGCCCUUCCUCUCGCUGCUGCUGGUGAUGACAGAGAUGGAUUUCUCUCUGGACCUGCAGAACUGCAGCUUCUUGGAUGAAAGCUGGCUGCUGCCGGUGUGCAUCACUUAUGAGACGGUCCCGUGCCGAGCACUGGGAAUGGUGCUAAGGUACGUGGAUGGCCGCGUCUUUGUCACCGAGGUGCUCCCUGAAAGCCAGGCAGAGGUGGAUGAGGUGGUGCUCGCCGGUGACAUCCUCGACGAGAUCAAUGGCUGCUCUCUGAGAAAUGCCUACAACGGGCAGGCCGGGGCCAUGCUGCAGAAGCUGAAGGGACAGCCGCUCAGCUUCCGCCUGCUGCGAUGGCGGUGGCACGACGGGGAGGUCUACGAGCCGCUGCUGCCCUACCUGAAGGUCCUGAAGGAGAAGGAGCCCCAAUUCCAGCUCCAACGCGGUCCCCGGCACAGGAGCGAGGGGGAGCCAUGGGGGCUGCAUGGGGGCAGGCUGCUUUACAACCUGCACUACCUGGGCCAGACCAGCGUUGGGAAGUGUGGUGGCAAAGAGGUGCUGGACCGGGCCAUCCCCGCCGUGCUGGAGAGGCACGCGGCAGCGCGGAUUCAGGUGCAGGAGCACUGGGUGGUAGAAAAAAGGGCAGCGCAGGGAAAACUCCUUGAAGAAGCUGUGCGUGACUGUGCUUCAUCACCUCCACUUCCGAAUAAUCUCGCUCUUGAAGCAGAAGUGCUCAUACGGGAGAAACCUUCUUCCAAGCUCCUGUGCCGCUACCCCUACCCCACCAUCUCCUGCGUGGGACGCUGCAUGGACAGCAGCAAUGUAUUCGCCUUCUGCGUGGCUGCUUCCCCGGAGAGCCCUGACAGGAGCACGUUCGACUGCCUGGUGUUUGCAUCGAGUUCGGAGCAAGAAUGCGAGGAAAUCAUCAGGAGAAUCGCUGCAGGAUUCAAGCACACGGAGUGGUUUGUCUGAGAAGGGAGAGCCCUGGCUCCAGCCCCCCACUCCCGGGAGCAGGAGCCGGGACGGUUUCACGCCGCCGUGGCCAUGGAAGGAAGCACUGCAAACGCAUCCAGUCAGCGAAUGAUGGUGCAGGUGGCCAGUGCUGCUCUCAGGUGUAACUAUUGCUGUUUAUUCCUCCUGGAAUGCUGCUUCUGCCAUAGCACUUUUAAUUUCAUGGAAAUAAAUUGAGAUGAGCUAGUUCA